Molecule: messenger RNA, 2531 nt
Organism: Mizuhopecten yessoensis (Yesso scallop)
Lineage: Eukaryota; Metazoa; Mollusca; Bivalvia; Pectinida; Pectinidae
Exons: 12
Coding region: 56-2395 (779 amino acids)
Source: RefSeq, a predicted model, not a curated record
AACUUAUCUCACUGGUAUACAUACGUCACUGUGCCGGGACAUAAACACAUCGAACAUGCACUGGCCACUUGUCAAUGGACUCGUCCAUCUGCUGAUAAUUGUACAACUAGCUGAACAGACCAAAGCAUUACAUUGUCUGAGCUGUACGGAUAUCUUACAACCCCGACUCUGCCACCAGGUGGAGACAUGUUCUGAUGAUGAGGUAUGCGUUGUACAGAAACUGCAGUACAGCAAUGGCGAUAUCAGCUUUAAAGUCGGCUGCGAGUCUGCCCAGGUAUGUCACCAUCAGAGGUCCGUCAGUGUGAUGGGCGUGUCCAACCUAACUAAGAGGCGUGGCACCGCCCCCCUCUGUGUUGAUUGCUGCACAACCGACCUAUGUAAUGCAGAAGGAUGUGGUCAGUCAGGAUACCCUCCGGAAAUUGGCGUGGUGUGCUAUGGGUGUGACAUGACCUACACGUCCGACACGUGCGGUAGACUUGAGUUCUGUACAACAGACGAGAUGUGUGUCAUCCAGGGAAACUGGGAUAUUGUGAAGUAUUACAAAACGGGUUGUCAGAGGAAACACCUAUGUUCGCAAGUGGGAUGGGCAGGCCAGGUUGGGAAGCGCUCCAACUACUGUUAUCGUUGCUGUGAAGACAAUUUAUGUAACAACCGCUGUGACGACAAUCUCACAACCUCCCCGAUAACAACUCCUGUUCAUUCGACUUCGAUCAGCUUACCCCCAAUCACACCAUCGGAAGUGACGUCAGCGUCAACUCCGAACUUUAGCACGUUACAACCACCGAAAGCGUGCGAUGACUUCCCGGAAUGUAUCAACAUGAACCGAACGGCUAUAUGUGCAGACAAGCAUGCAGCAACUGCAUUGUGUCCUCGGGCGUGCGGGCUGUGUCCGUCCACCUGUCGGGAUACGUCCGACCUCUGUGCAUACCUUAAUCAAACCAUCAGUCUUUGCAGUAACCCGGAUAUGGUUAAAUAUGUGGGUUGUUUGUCUACCUGUAGUAUGUGUGAAUCUUUUACACCGACAGUAACGACAGUAUCCCAGCCUGUGUCUGCAAUGACGUACUGUGGUGUUGCGCCUCGUCUCUUAAGGGGCGAUAACAAAGGGGUUGACUUCUACGUGGCAACGUUCUACCUGGCGAAGCUCGACAGCUUCCCACACUCCCAGAAGCCGUAUCUGUCUAUUCUGUAUGAGUACCACUCAGGCAUGUGUGUUAUGACUUACGGCAAAAGAAGCAUAACGCUGUCCCUCGCGUACGGCCAGAAUGUCCUACCCAUCCCCGAGGAGCUUAUUCUGACCGACCCAGGUCUGGCUCAGUUCUCCCAGUCCAGUCGUGAUGUUUACCAUCUAAACAGGGACGUAGAAAUGAAGAUGCUUUAUCUCCACUGCAACCGCACCGUCAACGUUGUUGUCGUGCAGAAAGGUGAGGUAAAUGGACAGGCGUCCGUUUACGAGGCACAUUUGGCCUUCCCAGCCCCACAGUGUUCCACAUCCUUCGUCGUUUCGUCAUACCUUAACCCCAAAUAUGAGUACAACGUCAUCGGCGUCAUCAGUCCUAAGGGAGCUAACGUCUCCUUCCAUAACGACAAAAUCACGACUGCACCUUUUAAUGGAACAGCAACUUUUAACGUGACUUUACAGUCCAACGGUGUGUUCCAGCUGUCAUCUCUUAACGACUUGUCCGGCACGAGGAUUACGUCAUCAACGCCCAUUUGUGUUCUCUCCAGCAACAACUGUCUGUACAACAGGAAGGGCCUCUGUAGUAUGGUGAUCGAGAGCAUACCUCCGGUCGCUGACCUGGAGACGAACUUCGUGGUUCCCGUUCUCAUGCCCAACUACACCAUGUCCAUCAAAAUUGUGGCCGCGCAUGACAACACAUCUGUUACUAUGGCAAUGACCAAUCAGAACGCAAAUACACCUGCUGGGCGAUCGCCACUCCGUGAAGUGGUGGUUUUAAAUAGUGGAAUGUACCUGACACAGGCGCUAACUGCUAUGACGGACCUCACAAUAAUGGCCACCAAAGGAAUUUUGGUAACUCAACUAUUGUUUGGAUACGCGCCAUUCGGGCUACCCGUGCCAGCUGUCACGCAAUAUAAGGACUUAUACCGGUUUGACUCACUUGCUGCCAAGGAAACAUACAUCACUAUUAUCAUAGAGAAUAUGCACAACACCAGUGCUAUGUUCGAGGGCCUCGUUUUGGACGACUCGCCUCUAUCAGAGUCUCUUCUGUCCUAUAAUACGACUUUGGCGUGCUCAGACUAUAGUAUAAUUACGAUGGCGGUUAGCGCGGGAGGGCACCUUAUAAAACAUACCAUGGCGGUUCCCUUCGGUCUGAUCGUACACGGGACCCAAUACGGCUAUCCUGCUGGCAUGAAAUUCAUGUCGACCUCCAAGUGAUACUUAUAUUGACUAACUGAUGAACGAUGGGGUCGUAGCCAUGGAAAUAAUGAAUGCGUAGGCGUGUGUAACAUUGUGUAAUGUAGCUUAUGUUUGUAACAUGGAAGACUUGAAUAAAAAAAGGUGUGUGUCACAA